This is a messenger RNA of Meloidogyne enterolobii, 625 nucleotides long. NCBI's taxonomy places the organism in Eukaryota, Metazoa, Nematoda, Chromadorea, Rhabditida, Meloidogynidae. The record is from the annotation of a GenBank genome assembly.
AAUGUUGGCAACAAAAAAAUUAAUUAGAAAACAAAUUAAACAAAAAAUUGACCAACUUUUAUCAAAACCUGGAGGACCUGAAAUUAUUGAAAAAGAAAGUGAUUUUGUUAAAGAAAAGUUAUUUAAUCACCAAUGGUUUAAACAAGCUAAACGUAUCGCUAUUUAUGUGAGUACUUUUGGGGAGAUUAUAACUGAUGAAAUUAUUCUUCGAGCACUUGACGAUGGGAAGGAAGUUUUUAUUCCGAGAAUAAAGAAAGGAAAUGAACACAUGGAAAUGCUUAAAUUAUCUUCUAAAGACGAAUUUGCCAAACUUGAAAGGACAACUUGGGGAAUUCGUCAGCAUUCAAGUGAUUUAUCACCGCCUACGUAUUUUGAUGGAAUGACAACAAAAGAAAACGAACAACUUUUGGAUUUAAUUGUAAUGCCUGGUGUUGCAUUUACUUUAAAUGGAAAACGUUUAGGCCAUGGACGUGGGUAUUAUGACCGUUUUCUUUUGGAAUAUUCACAAAAAUGUAAUGGAAUAUAUCCAAAAACAAUUGCUUUAGCAUUAAAUCUUCAAAUAAUUGAGGAUUUACCGAUGAGUGAAAGGGAUGUUUAUAUUAAUCAAAUAUUAUAUUCUACUUAA